This is a messenger RNA of Penicillium daleae, 2277 nucleotides long. RefSeq lists its product as uncharacterized. The transcript has 4 exons. The record is from RefSeq and is a predicted model, not a curated record. Gene Ontology annotation, molecular function: protein binding; GTPase activator activity. Gene Ontology annotation, cellular component: Golgi apparatus. Lineage: Eukaryota; Fungi; Ascomycota; Eurotiomycetes; Eurotiales; Aspergillaceae. Gene Ontology annotation, biological process: intra-Golgi vesicle-mediated transport; endocytosis; endoplasmic reticulum to Golgi vesicle-mediated transport. Bases 1 to 2277 code for a protein of 758 amino acids.
AUGCCGAAUGGCAUUAGCAAGCGCCAGCAGUUGCGCAAUGAGAAAACCCUCGCCGAGCUGAUCCGCACGGUUCCCGGCAAUGACCGUUGUGCCGAUUGCGAUGCCUUGACCCCAGGAUGGGCAAGCUGGAACAUGGGUAUCUUCCUGUGUAUGCGGUGCGCCGCAAUCCACCGCAAGCUGGGAACACAUAUUUCCAAGGUCAAGUCCUUGUCAAUGGACACUUGGUCUUCGGAACAGGUCGAUGUGAGUGGAAUCCGGUUUUUGAAGUCUGGCGCGGUGAUGAAGAAUAUGAAAUCGCACGGCAAUCUCCUCAUGAACAAGAUUUAUAACCCCAAAAAUAUCAAACCGCCUGUCCCCACCGAUGUCGACGAGGCCGAUUCGUGCAUGGAACGGUUUAUCCGGCAGAAAUAUCAGUACCGAUCAUUGGAGGACGGGAAGCCGAAGCCCCCGAGUCGCGAGGAUGCUAGUUACACCCGAAGUCAUGACCGGAGGGAGGAAAGAAGGGAACGGCAGAGGAGCUAUGAUGACUCUCAUCGUGAUGAUUACUCUCCCGAAGGCUCCCCGCCACCGCUGCCUCCCAAGUCGGGCAAGUUCUUUGGGUUUGGUCUUCGAUCGGCUUCCUCGACCUCGAACCUGCGCCGAUUCGGAACCAAGUCCAAGUCGUCGAACUCGCCCACUUCUGAUCAGGGAUCUUGGUCCCCGCCGCCUCGCCGGACGACCGGACUUGGUGCACCGGUUGCCGAUGUGACGACUGCGUCGUUCGAAGCUAAAAUGGCCGCUUUGCGGGAUAUGGGCUUCACCAAUGACCGACGAAACGAGAUGGUCCUUCGCGGACUGAAUGAGAAUCUGGAAAAGUCAAUUGAGACGUUGGUACGAUUGGGCGAAGGGAGCAACCCGGUGUCAAGGGCCAAAACUCCCGUCCCGACGAGCAACACCAGCACUGCUGCUCCUACCGCGCCAAAGCCGGCGGUAUCACCCAAUCCAUUCGACAUGCCCGUCGCCACGACCGGCAAUCAGGUAUCGCAGCAGCCGCAGUCUAUGUCUUAUAACCCAUUCGACCGACCAGCUCAGCCACAGACCCAACAAUCGGCACAGCCUUUGGAAAUGUCGUUCCAAAACCUCCAGGUCUCCCAGCCGCUCUUCCCGCACUCGACCGGUGGAUAUCCCGCGCAAACCGGCUUGAUGCCACAGGCAACGUAUCAGCAGCCAAUCACUCCGCCAGCCACAUCUACCUUUUCUCAGAACGGCUAUGUCUCGUCACCCCAGGCGAUGGAUAGCAACUACAACCCUUUCUUCCAACCCUCAGCUCAACCGCAGGGCGGCAUGGGUGCCCAAUCCUUCCCCAACCCCAGCGCGCCACAGAGCAAUCCUUUCUUUAGCACGACGCCUCAAACGCAAAAUCCUUACUUCCAACAACAAGCGCAGCAAAAUGGUGCAUCAAUUCCGUCAACGAGCCUCCCUCGACAACCCCAGCAUGCAAACACUAUGCCGGCAAUUUCUUCAACUUCACCCUUUGGCACCUCUCCUUUCGGUACAUCUCCCUUCGGCCAGGCACCUUUUUUCCAAACACAGCCGCAACAGCAACAGAAACAGCAGCAGCAGCAGCUACAGCAACCUCAGCAACUCCAGCCACAGGCCCCGGCUACUCCCCAGGGAUCUUAUAAUCCUUUCCAGCAGUCCAUGGGACCACAGAGUGCAGGAGGUUAUCACAACCAGCUACAGCCCCAGCUACAGCCUCAGCAACCACAGCAGCUGAUGCCCCAGCAUACAGCCCGCAUGGACAAGGGCAGCAUCCUCUCAUUAUACAACCUCAACCAGGCCCCCUCCACCAUAACUUCCAUCCCCGAACAAUCCCAAUACCAGUUCCAGCCCGGCGCAGGAACCAGCCCCGUUCCCCCUCUCACAAACUCUCUCAACUCCACGCCCAUAACCCAACCAGGCUCCACCAUCCAGACCCCGCAACCCACCGUGAACGGCCCCGCCAUGGGAUCCCGCAAUCCCUUCGGCGCUGCAACUGUCGGCUCAGGCCUGGCAGCUCAAGCAGGUGUCUCGGCCUUCCCUCCUUCCUCAGGUCUGGGCAUUGGAAUGGGUCUCAACGGGACUGCAGCUCCCAUCGCACCAAACGGCAUGAAAACCUCGCCCUUUUCCGGUCCACCACCGGUCACCACGGCCUUUCCGAGAACUCACAUGAGCCAGCCGAGCGUCGAUAUCAACGGUCUGCAGAGCGGGCGCCACAGCCCCGAUGCAUUCGCCAGUCUGAGCGCACGCUACGGUUAA